Messenger RNA from Conger conger (European conger), 1551 nucleotides. RefSeq names its product nicolin 1 (gene nicn1). NCBI's taxonomy places the organism in Eukaryota, Metazoa, Chordata, Actinopteri, Anguilliformes, Congridae. The transcript has 7 exons. Gene Ontology annotation, cellular component: nucleoplasm. The coding region runs from base 138 to 785 and encodes 215 amino acids. The record is from RefSeq and is a predicted model, not a curated record.
AUCGUACUGCAGAACACAUCCAGUGUCCGCCCGAAACAACCUACGAUUAAUAACUAGCAGUAUCCACAUUCUAAAUUUGUAUAUCUGUGAAUUUGAAGACAAAUGUCUAGUUAAAGGGCUAGCUGUAAGGAGUAAGCAUGACUGACUUGACUGGCGUGGCAGCCUGCACGGUGAAGUCCCCGGUGGCCUUGGAGCUCGGGGAGACGAUGACGGCGGCGUCCCGUCCCGGGGUGUUUGUCAUUGAUGUCACGUUCCCACACGGCCAGGCCGCUAAUAUUCAGGAGAUCUCGUUCAAGAACUACUACACCGCCUUCUUAAUGAUGCGUAUCCAGCGAAAGGCUCCCGAUGGGGAAGGCUCAGCCAAGUGGGUCACCUGUCUACAGAACCACCCCCUCAUGCCCAACCCGCACACGGAGGAGCAGUCCCAGGACUACUUCUCCAUCCACAGGCAGCAGAUGCUGACAGAACCUGACAAUGUGACUUUAGUUCGGCUCGUUCUACGGCAGCCAUCUUCUGCCUGGUUGAACUUCAGUCUUGAAGACAUCAAAAUUCACCUUUGUGCAGAUGAGGAUACAGAACGGGAUGUUCCAGCCUGGUUUUCUCAUCUGACUCCAGUUGACCAACCUCCUGAUUUAGAAGGCCUGCCAGAUGCCCAGACUGUGUCCUCCAGCAUCCAGCAGAUGUGGGCGUUGACAGAAGUCAUGCAGACCCAUCAAACAGCAGCUCCCAUUGGCCGAUUUGAUGUGGAUGGCUGCUAUGAUGUGAAGUUGCUGUCUUACACAUGAUCAUAAUAUUACAAUAUUGUUUUCAGUGUUCAGAAUCAGAAGCAUAACUGUACAAUGUAACUAGACCUAUACACAUUAUAAGCCCAUCCUUUUAUGAAAUAUGUACAGGCUACCAGGUCCACUGAAUAUUUUACCAGGCUUGAAUCGUUUGUAUUAUUUUUGUGUUUGUUAAUUUAUUGGUGCUGUGUAUUCUUAAUUUAUUUGACUUAUGUUUAAUUUUCUUAAUGCAUCUGUUAAUGCAUCUUUGAGUUGUAUUUCCAAAGUGCCCGUAGAAUGUCAGAAGAUGAUUUCAAACGCUGAACAAUGAAAGCACUCAACGUGAUUAUACAUCUUAUCACAGUCUGAGUGCUCUCCAGGUCUAGUGUUUUGAGAAAGAAAAUGCAUAACUUAUACUUCAUUAUUUUUGUCAAAAGGCGGGAGAUCGUGUGAGCAUUUGGCACAUCCACAGUUUUGUAGUUUUAUGUUGAAAGUUGAAUAAAAUAUGGACCAUAGGCUAUCUGGAUUUGAAGUGGCAUGACUGAACAGAAUGGCUCCCCCUGGUGUCCUGUAUCAGUUAUCUUCAGAUAGAAUAUGCAUAUCGAGACAUUUCUCCCUGUGUACAUAGUACCCACGUGUUUCUGUUGAUAGUCAAAUUGAAUAACACAAUGCAUGGCUCAAGCAUAGGCACUGUAAUCAGUAUUUUAUGAUGAAUGAUGUCAUGAAAAUGUCAUUUGAUGAUAUUGUUGUACUGUAUACAAUCAUUCAUUAAAGCAUUUGGACAACAGUA